This is a messenger RNA of Daphnia pulicaria, 954 nucleotides long. RefSeq names its product 60S ribosomal protein L8 (gene RpL8). NCBI's taxonomy places the organism in Eukaryota, Metazoa, Arthropoda, Branchiopoda, Diplostraca, Daphniidae. Bases 130 to 903 code for a protein of 257 amino acids. The record is from RefSeq and is a predicted model, not a curated record. The transcript has 5 exons. Gene Ontology annotation, biological process: cytoplasmic translation. Gene Ontology annotation, molecular function: RNA binding; structural constituent of ribosome. Gene Ontology annotation, cellular component: ribosome; cytosolic large ribosomal subunit.
AAUCGAUCCUCGAUGAAGGAAGGCAACGUAGCCAGCUCCAUCUGUCUUCUUCUAGCUCUCGUUGGAAAGGUUGCGGCAUUUUGGCUGAAUUUACUUCGCCGCUUGUAACCUUCAACAUAUAAAACCAAGAUGGGUCGUGUUAUUCGUGCCCAACGUAAAGGUGCCGGAGGUAUUUUCAAGUCCCAUACGAAGCAUCGUAAGGGAGCACCCAAGUUUCGCCCUGAAGAUUUCGCUGAACGUCAUGGAUACAUCAAGGGAGUCGUCAAGGACAUCAUCCAUGAUCCUGGUCGUGGAGCUCCCCUAGCUGUGGUCCACUUCCGUGACCCCUACAGGUACAAGACCAGGAAAGAGAACUUCUUGGCUGUUGAGGGCAUGUACACUGGCCAAUUCAUCUACUGCGGCAAGAAAGCUACCCUCCAGAUUGGCAAUGUUUUACCUGUUGGCACCAUGCCUGAAGGUACUAUUGUCUGCAACGUUGAGGAGCAACACGGUGACCGAGGUACCCUUGCCCGUACAUCUGGUAACUACGCCACCGUUAUUGGACACAACACUGACACGAAAAAGACCCGUGUUAAGCUGCCUUCUGGAGCUAAGAAAGUCGUUUCUUCCAGCAACCGUGCCAUGGUUGGUAUUGUUGCUGGUGGUGGACGUAUCGACAAGCCCAUCUUGAAGGCUGGACGUGCUUACCACAAGUACAAGGCUAAGCGUAACUGCUGGCCAAUUGUCAGAGGUGUAGCCAUGAACCCCGUUGAGCAUCCCCACGGAGGUGGUAACCAUCAACACAUUGGUAAAGCUUCCACCGUCAAGAGGAGUACUCCUGCUGGUCGCAAAGUUGGUCUUAUCGCUGCCAGGCGAACUGGUCGUAUUCGUGGUGGCAAAGUUGAAAUUAAGGGUGAUGAUUAAACAUGUUGUCAUCUUGUACCUCCUACCAAUACACGUCGGAGCAGACCAAAA